GCAAGCCCUUUGCCACUCCUCUGGGCUACCUGCCCAAGCACAGGACUGUCUCCAAGGCCAUGAUCGCUUACUGGACCAACUUUGCCAGGACUGGUGAUCCCAACAAAGGGAAUUCGGACGUGCCCGUUUCCUGGCCAGCCUACAGCAGCAAGGGCGCUUACUACCUGGAGAUCAACAACAAGAUGAACAAGAAGUCGGUGAAGAAGGACCUGAGAUCCCGGUUUGUGACCUUCUGGAACUCGGUCUAUCGGAGCCUGCCACAGGUUGCCAACAUCACCCAGUCGGAGUUAAUGUUCUGAACCUAA
This is a messenger RNA of Empidonax traillii (willow flycatcher), 305 nucleotides long. RefSeq names its product bile salt-activated lipase-like. NCBI's taxonomy places the organism in Eukaryota, Metazoa, Chordata, Aves, Passeriformes, Tyrannidae. Bases 60 to 299 code for a protein of 79 amino acids. The record is from RefSeq and is a predicted model, not a curated record. Gene Ontology annotation, biological process: synaptic vesicle endocytosis; postsynaptic membrane assembly; modulation of chemical synaptic transmission. The transcript is spliced from 2 exons. Gene Ontology annotation, molecular function: triacylglycerol lipase activity; sterol ester esterase activity; neurexin family protein binding. Gene Ontology annotation, cellular component: postsynaptic specialization membrane; cell surface; synapse.